This is a messenger RNA of Pocillopora verrucosa, 2901 nucleotides long. Lineage: Eukaryota; Metazoa; Cnidaria; Anthozoa; Scleractinia; Pocilloporidae. The record is from RefSeq and is a predicted model, not a curated record.
CCGCCGCGCUGUGGGACAUCGUCGUCGUCAUUUAUUUUCCCAGCCUGAUUGUUACCAUUAUUUUAACAUUGAGACGACGUGGAACAAACGUGAACCGGCGAUUAAUGAAAGAUCUCUCAGUUGCAGGGUCUGACGGGAGAGGUCAACAAGUUCAACUCAGACAGACGAUCUUAUCAAUCACUUACCGGCCAUCAUCCGCGCGGGGAGACGAACCGGAGGGUAUUUUGAUUCCAAUCGAACGAAGAACGUGCGAGGCACAGAUGUAUUUCUCUGUGUAAACUCGAAUAGAAAUGAAAGAAGAACUUGAAGACGAUUUGUAUGAUACCAAACUACUGCCAACAGAUGGGGACCAAAGUAUUUCAACGACUGAAAUCGCCGCGUGUGCGCCAGUUAAUUCAGAGUUCCCUUCCGCUAAAGAUGCAGAAAUCACAGAGAAAGAUGGUGGCUGGGCUUGGGUUGUUUGUGGUGCGGCAUUCUGCGAUUUAUUUGUGGUUUUGGGAAUGCAUUACACAGUGGGAGUCUUAUAUGCUGCGUUACUCGACCACUUUAAGGAAUCGAAAGCUAAGACAGCAUGGGUGGGAUCCAUCGCUCAGUUCUCCUUGUUCUUCUUUUGCUAUCCCGGAAGCCUUCUCAGUGAGCGCUACGGAUGUAGACGUGUUGUUAUAGUUGGAGGAAUACUCACCAGCAUUGGUCUUCUACUGUCAUCGUUCGCCACCAGUUUAAAUCAAAUUUACUUCACCCACGGGAUAAUUGUGGGAUUUGGAACAAGUAUCAGCUAUCUCCCAGCGCUCGUAAUGGUGGCGUACUAUUUCGACAAGAAACGCUCUUUUGCCACAGGAAUAGCAACGUCUGGGAGCAAUUUAGGAGCUCUUGGGCUUGCUCCACUUCAGCAAGUAAUCGUAGAUGCCUUCGGAUGGAGAAUCUGCUAUCGUUUUCUGAGUGGGCUUGCUCUUGUUAUAACCGUCUGUGGGCUUUUGUUCAAGCCUUUGGACGAGAAAAAGACCGGAAAGGACAGACUUGUGAAAAGCACAGAAAUAAUAUUCGAGAAAUCCUUUAAGAAGAAACUUCUUAGCUUUCCUAGAAAUAAUUGGUUUAUUAUCUGGGCUGUUGCGUCAACCAUAGCAACAUUUGGAUAUUUUAUUCCACAUGUUCAUAUGGUUCGCGUCGCCGAAGAGAUGGGCUCCUCACAUCGGGAUGGCUCGCUCUUGCUUUCUUACAUCGGAAUUGGUUCGGGUGUCGGAAAGAUUAUCUUCGGAAAAAUCUCGGACAUUCCUCGCGUGGACACCAUAAAGUUAUACAAUAUUUGCAUGGUUCUUUCCGGACUUUCUCCUCUUCUCGCUAUCUACUCGGCGGGUUAUGACAUGCUCGUAUUAUAUGUGGUUGUACUUGGACUGCUGGAUGGUUGUUUUAUCGGGCUCAUGUCCAUUGUGACGUUUGAAUGUACGGACCGUGAAAAGAUGUCAGUAGCCUGGGGAGCAGUGUUGAUGAUCAUGUCGUUUUCUAUGUUGGUUGGUGCCCCAGCAGCAGGAUGGUUUGGUGAAACAACAGGCAACUAUCGGAAUUUAUUCUUCUUAGCCGGCGCUCCGACCAUCUGCGGAGCUGUUGUGUUUUCGCUGAUUCAGUGUAUCAAAGAUCCUAUCAUUGAGAGUCAGCAAAAACGAGCGCUUGUAAUUCCUACGGAAGAAAAGGAAAUUAUCUUUGUGUACGAUAGGUUGACAGUAGUGUAACCUAAAACAAUUUAGUGAAUGGAACUCUGAUAUAAUAAAACUAAAGGGGAAAAUAAUUAUGGGAAAUGUAACGUUAGAAAAAUGGACAGCGAGAAAAACUACAUAAUUGUGAUUGAAUGACUGUGGGAAUAUAAACCACAGGGAAAAAAUGAAUUGUGGGAAAAUGGUCAGCAGGGAAAGUCGAUAGCGGGAAAAAUUAACGCUUUGUUUUAAAGCAGGUUUCAAUACAGACUUGUCAUGGAAGCGAUUUCGUCAUUUGAGGGCUGGUAGUUGUUAACCCUUCCACUCCCAUGUGUAACCAAGACAGAAUUUCUCCUUACAAUUUCUAAACAGUAUCAAGCAGAUUAGUGAUGAGAAUCAAAACAAUUAUCAACUAGGAGAUUAUUGAUUGAUCCAACACCAAACUCUUUGAAAUAAGAUCACAAGAAAUGUAUGGGAAACACUAAGGAGAAUUACUUAUGAGAUCUUGGGAGUGAAAGGGUUAAUUCAUUUUAUCGAUUGGUGACGAACAAUUUUUUAUAACUCACCGAUUUGGUUAACUUCCACUUUAGCAAGGUGGAGUUUUUCCUGCGUAAUUUCCGGGUUCAUGGUUCUCUCACAGCAGUCCAUUGAUCUCUUGAUUAUGUACUGGUAUUUUGCUAAAAAUUUUCUUAACAAAAAAGUGGUAUAAUGUUUGAAUGAAAAUUGAUUCCAUUGCUUCUUUCUUCUUCUGUGUGAUAUGAGUUUUGAAGAGAAAGAUUAACCGCAAAAUUUAGGUCAGAAUUUCCAAGGUAAUUAACAAAUUUUGGCUAAAUUUGUAUAGACCAAGUUUUUAGAAUUUCAUACCGAAAGAUAAAUCAAUCUUUUAUAAUGUAGAUAUUGUGAUACAUCAAGCCCUAUGUAUGAUAAGUUUUUUGGUAAUAUAGUGUAUUUUACGGGAAGAUUAAUGUGUGGAGCCAAAUCGUUUUGAAGAGAGUGAUGUAAAAAUAGGCAGUUUAAGACUGCAUGUGGCUACUGAUAGAGCACAAUUUUUAUACCAUUGGAAAGAACUAGAGGUUGUAUAGUGAUGCUAGAAGGCAGUGUUGGCGAAGAGUUGUUUUCACAUGCAAAACAGAAAACCUGCCAUAUCCUAUAUAUUUAUGAGAAUCUUGUUGUACAAGAGAAAGGUAAUUCACGAAUAAAGUUACUAACUGAC